AUGGUCGAUUCCAAUCCAAACCUCAUCCAAGAUGACUUGCGGCAACGCAAUGCUAUACCUCUGAUUUUGAUCCACGAUGGCAGCGGCACUAUUUUUAGCUAUUACAUCCUUGACAACAUCGAUCGAAAGCUCCUAGGUAUCGCCAACCCACGGUUCAAGUCCGGGAUUCCCUGGGCUGGGGGUCUACGCGAAAUGGCAACAAUCUAUGCUGGCCUUGUUGCGUCUGCCAUCCUAUCUGGGCCUGUCAUUCUCGGUGGAUGGUCGUUGGGGGGGCUCCUGGCCCUCGAGACCGCUCAUGUUCUAUCCCAGUCAUACCCCGACGUGAGUGUGGCAGGCCUUGUUCUUGUCGACAGCGUUUACCCGCUGCCACCCAAGGCGGGUUGGAGUGUCCCAGGAAUGCGGUUGGCCGAGCGUCGCAUCGAGUGGCCUGCAACAACGACAAGGGCGACGAAAAUUUGUGUGGAAAGGUGCUUCAAGGAGGCGUACCGAAUGGUACGUGAGUGGUCCGUUCCCGUCUUCCGUACGCCUCCGGCCGUACUUAUCCGCUGCCGGGACCAAGUUCCCACCCCAGAUGACGGCAUACUUUACGUCGACCUCUACCGCCAAGAUCGACGACUAGGCUGGGACAACUAUUGCAAAGACUGGUUCUGUCAAGUUUUGGACAUCCCAACCCACCACUACAAUGUUUUCGGGCUCGGCCACAUCGAAACCGUUACCAACAUGGUCAAGACGGCCUGUGAAACAAUAGAGAAAAGGUGGCUGUCUUCUCUCCCAGAGUAA
Sporothrix schenckii 1099-18 is the source of this 780-nucleotide messenger RNA. Its product is annotated as Thioesterase domain containing protein. Lineage: Eukaryota; Fungi; Ascomycota; Sordariomycetes; Ophiostomatales; Ophiostomataceae. The transcript has a single exon. Gene Ontology annotation, biological process: biosynthetic process. Bases 1 to 780 code for a protein of 259 amino acids. The record is from RefSeq and is a predicted model, not a curated record.